This is a messenger RNA of Chara braunii, 2604 nucleotides long. NCBI's taxonomy places the organism in Eukaryota, Viridiplantae, Streptophyta, Charophyceae, Charales, Characeae. The record is from the annotation of a GenBank genome assembly.
CGAUCAUUCUUCGAAAUACAGGCGGAAAACCCUACGCUGUGCCCAUGCGAUUGACCCUUUGCACUACUGUUAACACGGUUCCGCGGGUUUCAUCGAUGAUGGCAGGGACUCUCCGCAUGAUCUCCUGGGAUGAAUCCGCAGACGAAAGGUCAUCAACGAAUGAUGCGGACAGCAGUGACGAAGAUGAUCCGGAGAUCUUGAAAUUAGUGCGACAGCGCGUUUACUACCCGCCGUCCAAAACGAUAGCAAGAACAAUGCAGCUGGCCAACCGAAACAUUCAAAGAACCAAGGCAAUGAUCUUGGGUGAGCCCCUCGUGCAGAUUUCGAGGAUGGUCGAUUCUUUGGAACCCCCUCAAACCCUGUACGAAGGAACCACCCCCCUCCUCGCCCGAUACAGCGACAAGAAGCAUUACUAUGAUAUUACGGAUCUACCCAAGUCCUUACUAACCUCGACCAAAGAAGUGAGAUUGUUACGCUUGGGGGCGGAAGCAAGCUCUCUGGAACCCCCUGGGCGUUUUGAAGCAGAAACAGACGUACUGGGGAUAAAGAUCGCAACUAAAGAAGUGCCAUGGCAGGAUGUUUGUGAUGGGAUUACCCCGGAAGAACACAUGGCGAUCCGAGAAGAAGAUGCUCAGAUGAUGGCCACGGUGUUCUCCUGGCGAUCGGGUCAUUCAUUCAUCUCGGCGCCUCCACCUGAUUUGACAAAACAGGCGAAUACAAAACAGAUUGACGUUCGGAUCUGGGAUCAGCUUUAUGAAUUGCACGUUUCGCAAUAUGUACCGGAUGCAAUCCGCCAGUGGGUUCGAUGUCCGAUGGGGAUUUGCAAUGCGCCUUCCACAUUUCAGCGAGCGAUGAACAUGACAUUCAAGAACUUCGUCAACAAGACACGGCUGACGCAAGGAAUGAUUAACUUCUACGUGAUUAUUUACAUGGAUGACAUUCUGGUCUAUUCGGAAACCUAUCACGGACACGUGCAACACAUCGAAUGGACAUUGGGUGCAUUAAGAGACGCUGGGUUCAAAAUUGCGCUUGAGAAGAGCGAAUUUUUCCUCUCGGAAAUUUCGUUUUUGGGUUACGUCGUGACACGUGGAGGACUGCGGCCAGAUUCGAGAAAAGCCGCGGCGGUGAAGGAAGCCCCGGUUCCCACGUCACUGACGCAGGUUCGAGCCUUCUUGGGGCUGGCGCCAUACUAUCGGCGCUUCAUCAAGGGCUUUGUUGUGAUUGCACGACCGCUAACGAAUCUAUUACGGAAGGACCAGCCACUCAAUUGGGACGCGGAGUGCCAGCACGCCUUUGCGACCCUCAAAGACACUCUGGCAACAGCCCCUAUUUUAAUUCGGCCGGACUCCGCGAAGCAGUUCAUUCUCAUCAUGGACUGGCAACCGGAAGCUAUUUCCGCUAUUUUAGCACAGAAGGGGAACAAAGGGCUUGAACACGUCAUCGAGUUCGCGUCUCGAACCGUGCCAGACCAACGUAGAAACGAUUCCGCAUCUCAAGGCGAGUGCUAUGCGGUAGUUUGGGGAAUCCAGCACUUCCAUCCGUAUCUCUACGGACAGAAGUUUCGUCUCGUAACGGAUCACGAGCCUCUAUUGGCACUGAAGAAACUCACCAACUACACGGGCAUGAUUGGCCGUUGGGCGGUGCGACUGCAAGAAUACGACUGCAAGAAUACGACUUCGAUAUCGUCCAUCGAAAGACAGAGCGACACGGCUUGGCGAACCAGCGUGGAGGGAGAACUCCUCGCGUUUCUGUUCGGCACAGUACGGCCCGGACAUAAGCAACUCAUCGCGCAAGAGCUCGCGAUCCCAGUAGCGCAGCUGGCGGACGAGCUCCCUCUCGACAUCAUCUCGCAAGACGGCGAGCAUCCGAUUCCUCAUGUACUUUCUCGCACGUUAACGCCGUAUCUCCAGUGGUCGGCUUGUGUGGAGGGAGCCGCAGAGCGCAUCCCGCCGUCGCAGCAGCAGUAUUUGGAUCCCCAGAUGGUUUGUCAUCCUGCCUUCUUCAGGCACCCAACGGCAGGCCAGCUUGCUGCCAUUCGAGAGGAAGAGGAGGAGGAAGAAAGCACUGAGAGUGACGAAGGAGAAGACGAGCGGGAAGAAAGUGGGGAAAGCGACGAAGUACUCGAAGAAGAGGACGAAACCCCUGAAGAAGGAAGCUAUAGCGAGCAUAGCGAGGGGGAGCAGAGCGAAGAAGAAGAAGAAGAAGACGAAGGAGAAGAGGAGAACGAAGCAGGACCUAUGAAAUCGGAGUGGGAAACUGCGCCGGAAGAAGCGCUGCGCACGGGCACGGAGGCUGAAGAUCCGGAGGCGGCCCGCAAAAGAAAAGAAACCGCAGCCGGGAAAAGGGAACUAGAGGUUGCGAACGGGGCAAGCUUACACGUCCACGACGAUCCAAACCAAGAUCCAGAGCCGCCCCGACCAGAACAUGGCGACCUCACGGCCACGACUCCGACCCCAUCAAUGCGGCGACGGAGCCGAUCCCCCUCCUCCCCAACCCGUCCCCCAGUUCGCCGACGCACCGAUACGGGCGAUCGGCCUUCGUCCCCGAUUACUCUCCCGCCGUCCUCUUGACUACCUCACCCUCCGCCAGCUCACCACCCCCAUC